Molecule: messenger RNA, 2415 nt
Organism: Trichoderma atroviride IMI 206040
Lineage: Eukaryota; Fungi; Ascomycota; Sordariomycetes; Hypocreales; Hypocreaceae
Source: RefSeq, a predicted model, not a curated record
AUGGAAGCGGCGCGGAAGACGAUCGAGGUGCUCGGCCAGCGCAUCCUGCCAGGACAACCCCAUCACUUGGCGUUCCACCCCGAAUGGCGAUACCGUCCCAACCACGGUGACAGCAGCUCCUUUGAGGAAUGGCACCAUCCCCGCCUGCAAUACCUGACCCUAUUGUCCGAAGCCGAUCGCGGCGUCCUGCUCACAAAAUCCGAUUAUGACAUGCGUGAAGAGCCGGCCAAGCCUCUUCCGCGCGAAGUCAACGCGCUGGCCAAAGGUGGUGAGAAGAAGAAGUUGUCGCUGAGCGACUACAAGAACAAGAAGACCGGGGCCACGUCGUCCACGUCGCCGCCAGAGCCCUCAAUUGCCAAGAAGAAAGAAAGCGAACGCGCUGGCGACCUGUCGGCCAGUAUGGGGGCUGCAUCCGACCACAAACCCACAUCAGAAUCCAAGUCUGCCUCGGAAGCGAGGAAGGCGGACAGACCCAGGCCACGAGAAUCAGAUCCGCUCGUUGACGCCAAACAGCGACAGGGUCGCGAGCCAGCCGCCGACAUGAGAUUACCUCCCAAGCCUCCCACAAAGCACCCAUUACCGCCUCGACCACCCUCUCCCAAUUCUAAGAAACGCGUGGCAGAUCCAGAUGACGAUUUGCGACCGCAAAAGCGAUCCAAGGCUGACACCGGCAAGCACAUUGAUGACCGGGCACCGCACUCGCGUGAUGAAGCGCAGAGACGCAAAGACAGAGUCUCUUCCUCAACGCCUUACAAAGAUGCGCCGUCGCAUAAAGAUGACAGGCUCACCAACUCGUCCUCGCUACCCAAUGGCAGAGCCAUUCUGAAAGGCGCGGUGAGCUCCAGCCGUAACAACAACACUUCGCCCGCAUCUCGCCCUCGGGGCGAUUCUAUCAAUGGCAUCCGGCCUACUGGCACAGGAAGCAACCGAAACACGCCCACCAAGCUGGACACGUCAAAAUCAAGCGUGCCGCCACUAUUAUCUCCCCUGCAUCUGACUUUUGACGACCGGAACUCCGAGAACAAGUCACAGGCAAGGCAGGAGAAGAGAAGGGCGCGGGAAGACUCUCGUGAGCGGGACAAAUCUCCCAUAAGGCACAAAAAGUCAGACUCCACAUCAGAAAUCAAGAGACAGAGGUCACCGGCGAGGAUUCCUCCGCUGCUCUCGCCGACUUUGCCACCGGCAGUAGAGGCGGCUUUGGAGGCUGCUUUGCAGACGAGAAAGAAAAUACCAACGGAAUCGUUGGAAGCCAAGCCCCUCAAGAGCAAGGAUGACAAAGAGAAGGAGCUGCCGUUCAAAAAGAAGAAGGCGGCUACCGAUUAUCACUCUGACGACGACGAACCUCUUUCACAAAAACCACAAAAGUCACAAAAGUCACUCAUUGUUAUGAUCAAAGUGCCCAAGAAACUACGAAAGGAUGUCAAGAGGAUCCUCGCCUUGUCAUCAUCUACUGCCGCUCGCAAGGAGUUGCAGGCUCAAAGCCAGGAACGUUCUGCUGCACCUGAAGAAUUCAUUCAGCCACCCCCCGCAAGGAAACGGCCGGUGGCUCCCACUGAAGCGGCGGCAUUAUCGGAAACCAACGCACAAAAGAAGCCCAAGGCUGCUGAUAUCCCCAGUUCCUCGCGUUUGCCUGCUCCAACGACUCCAUCCAAAAGGGGGGCCACCUCCAUGUCUCGCGUUAGCUCGAGCAAUUCUUUGGCCCAGACCCCUGGAGACGCAGUUAAUGCCACUCCAUCUGCCUCUACCUCAUCGGACCGCCGUGUAAAUGGCCACGAUGUCCAUCGCUCAGAAUCUGCCGAGGCUAGGGCUAUGCGCGAGAAGGAGGCCAAAUUUAACGCUCUGGGACGCCGCCUCAAGCAUGAAGCGGAUACAGCCAUGAGAGGAGGUCGUCGAAGCCCGGGUACCAAUGGUCACAUGCGUGAGCCUGACCUAGGUAAAGGUUAUGUGAUUAGUGUGGAGAGUUUGUUGGCUUUCAUGGCUGGCUUCCAAGCGCAAAACAUUUACCGCGGGCUAUGCAAUAAGAGGAGCGACCCGACUGGAUGGAUGAGCCUGUUUCCCCUGCUUGAGUUUAUUCAGGGCCAGUUGAAGAGACAGGAGACACAUACCCGUCGAUUCCUUCCGCUUUAUGCACUUGUUCUUCAUCUUCAUACUGUGGCCAUCACAGAGCUAAUCCGAUGCCACGUGGUCGAGAAUUCAACUCUUCCGCAGCCAGACUGGUUUGCACUUGAAAAAAAGCGACUGAAGCUUCUUUCUCAAAUCAACGAGGCUUCUAACAACAUUGAUACUCGAGAUCUGCGCCUCAGUGUACCAUCACACGCAACGCUAGAUGAUAUGACUUGGGCGUCGAUCCGGAUCCUCAGAACAUGGUGUAAUGGUGAGCACGUUGAUUGGGCCCCCGACGGCAGUCUUAAGGAG